GAAGUUGCUGGAAAAGCUCAACAGGUUCUGGUGGAUAUCCAGUGUGUCAAUUGCCAGAAUGGAGGCUGUGGCACAGUGUGAUGUACCUGUUGCUAUCCUUCAGAAUCAGAUCAAAGCUGCCACGGACCCUGAGGAGAUAGCGAAGCUUCAGAAAGAGUUGGAAAAGCUCCUUGAGACAAGGGAACUGAUCCGCCAGACAGUGCAGGAGAUCGUUAAACUGGCUACAGACUCUGAGGAACAAGCUGAACGUAUCCUUGCAACUAAACAGCACCUCACGGAGAAGGAAAAGUAUUAUGCUGCAGUGGAAUAUUUCCGAGUUGAGUGCUUUGACUGGCACAAGCAGGAGUAUGAAUAUGCUCGUCACCAGCUGAGUGCCUUUGUCAAUUUGUGUGAACAGCGGGUCCCACUGACACGAAUCAAAGAAGCAAUCAACCAAGUGAGCAAGAAGCUGAAGAAGUGACAGUGGACCCCUCCCACCUCCAUUUAAUGGAGGCAAGCAUCUCCCUCUCUUGUUUUAUCUCUUGCAAAUGGAAUCAAAAAGUUUGAAGCUGCUGGGUUCUGUCUCUCAUGCUGCUGUUUCAGCCGAAUUAUUUAGAAUAACUGGAUGUGGGGUCAGUACUGACCAGCAAGUCACCUGAUACAAAAUCAAACCAUAAAGAAUCCUUAUACAUUUUUUAUAUAUAUCAUGCACUGAAAAUAUAACUACUUGGCAUUCAUAAAGUAAAUUCUGUUAUAUAACAUGCUUUGUUAAUGUAAUACGCACGCACUUGUCAUGUCAAUUUUGAAGCCUUGAGGUAUACAAAAGGAUAGACUGUUUGCCUCUAGGCCAUGCUCAUUGUAUACUAUGGUUUACAGGACAGAUCCUGUAUUGAUCCCACAAGGAUAAAUCACGUGGUUACCUGAUAGGUGCACUAGUCAGGACCACUUGGUUUUACGUACAAUUGUUACUGCUAUUGUUACUGGGGCAUUGUCUUUAUUUAGGGGAUCAACUUAUUGCUUUGGGAGGGUGGAGGAAAUGUUUACUGUGUGAAGCAUUUGAUGAAAUGAGUGAUAUCAUUCUGUAGUCCAUCUGCAAACAAAAGGAAAUUUUUCAGCAAAAAUCACUUACUUGAAGAAUGUGUCACUUUAAAAAUACUAGCAUUUUCAGGAAUGAGGUCAAAUGUCGAUUUACUGUUUGAUUAAUUUCACCGUAUUCUGUGAUUUUAAUUUUCCAAGAUAUAUCCAUUUCCUCCUGAACUAAUUUCUAUCAAUUCCUUUAUUUGUUUCAUUAAUACUGAAUUAACACAGGCUUGUCUAGGCUUCUCUAUGAUUGGAGAGUCCAUCUUCAUGAAUUGGGCUCUGUAACAUUUUAAUUGAGUCUCUUGAUAUUUGAACUUUUUACUGCAGUAGACAUUUUGCCUGGCUUAGUUCACAGAUCCUCCACUUGAAUUUUUUGGUUCAGAUCUGUAAAUCUAUUCUUUUCACUUGGUUUUAGAGAUCCCACUGGAUUGUCAACAUCACCUUCCUACUUAUCGGAUUAUACAACAAAAAUACUGCAUGAAUAAAGGCCAUUCAAUCCUUUAAAUUUAUUCCAUCCAGAGUCCACAUCUAAUUGACCAUCAAGAAUCUCUGUCCCACAUUGUGUCAAAGUCCCCACAUUUGAAAAUGUCGAUUUCCUUUAAAGAACUCCUGCAGCAAUUUAAAAACAAACAAGUGUCAUUAAUAUCUCUCUAGCCUUCAAUUUCCUUUCUCAACAGAUGCAGGCAAAGCUUGAAUUAAAUACCACCUGGUCUCAAAACUGCCCAGUUUCAUCUACUUUAGCCAUUCAUAUUUCCAGCCUGCAACGUUUUGUCCAAAUCAAACUGUUUAUUUACUUCUUGAUACCUUCCACUUAUUUGAAGGGUAAGUCAUGUCAUCUUGGAACGCCUUCAGUUCUUGUCCCUGAACUUAUGGUACCUAUAGAAUUCUUGUUUUAGGUCAUACUAUGAAGCUCCUGAGUUGUGUUAGAAAACAUGCUUUUGUUUGGAAACACAAUAAUAUUUUGAAACCAUCUAUAACAGUUAUGAAGGUAUACAAAAAAAAAUAUUUUUUACUAAACUUUUUCUCUUCAUUUCCUAUGACUGCACUUUUAAAGUAAUUAUUUGGCUGCGAAGCACUUUAAGAUAUCACUGAGUUAUGAAAGAUGUUUUAUAAAUGUAUUUGCUAUCACUAAUUUUGUUUUAAAUAAACAACUUAGGUAUUGUUCCAAUUGA
Messenger RNA from Chiloscyllium plagiosum (whitespotted bambooshark), 2231 nucleotides. RefSeq names its product legumain-like. The record is from RefSeq and is a predicted model, not a curated record. NCBI's taxonomy places the organism in Eukaryota, Metazoa, Chordata, Chondrichthyes, Orectolobiformes, Hemiscylliidae.